This is a messenger RNA of Durusdinium trenchii, 2949 nucleotides long. Lineage: Eukaryota; Dinophyceae; Suessiales; Symbiodiniaceae. The record is from the annotation of a GenBank genome assembly.
AUGGAAAGCUCUACGUCUGGAGCCGGUGAUGCGACUGUUGGAGAUCGGCCGGAGAUGGACACACGAGGCAGCGUGGUCUCGUUGAAGCGAAGAGGAUCCCAAAUGACCUUGGAGCUUCGAGCCGAACGGCAGACGGGAAAGCGCAAGAAGUCUCUUCCGCUGACGUCGCAACGGCUUCCGGAAAUCAUCAAUGAGAUCGGCAUGGGACGGUAUCACUUGAUCACCUUCGUCAUUCUGGUUUUCACGCCACUGGCCGAAGACGCUGGCAUGAUUGUUAUGACCAAUAUCACGCACGCUCUCAAGCAUGAGUUUCACUUCUCAAAUUGGCAAGCUGGAAGCCUGGACGCCUUUUCCUUUUCGGGCCUGGCCAUUGGACACUAUGUGGCCGGUUUUCUCGCGGAUCUGAAGGGUCGACGCUUGCCGAUCGUUCUCGGCUACCUGGGGAUCAGCCUCGUAGGCCUCUUCAUGACGCUGGCGUCCGGCUACAAGUCCAUGGUACUCCUUCGGAUCUUUCAUGGUAUCGCAUGUGGUGUUGGAGUGCCACCAGCUAUGUCAAUGAUCGCAGAGAUCAUGCCAAGUGACUGGCGGCCUUUCAUGUUUAUCAUCUUCUGGAGCUUCACAGCCGUUGGCGAAACCUAUGCUGCCCUUGGCCUUAUCAUUUUCAUGCCCUCCUUAACCGAAAGCACAUCCUGGAAACAGGCAGUUCUGUGGUCUGCUUUACCGGCUUUUCUGAUGUUGCUUUCAUCCCUGGCGCGGCUGCAAGAAAGCGCACAUUGGUUGGCUGUGCGAGGGCAUCUUGUCGAAGCGCGAAUCGUGUUGGAACAGAUGGCCCGCAUGAACCAGAAGCUGGACGUGUUGAAGAAACUCGGGACACUGCCAGCAUGUUCCCACGAUUUGUCGAUCCUGUACAACGUGGCCGGGAUCAAUUCAAGAGGACAACACCUUGGGCAAGGAAAAGCCUUUGAACAUGCCUCACCGGCUGAAAUCAUCAGGAUUUUGCUACAACCGAACAUAUUGAAGAUGGUUGCUUUAUUCUCCGUGCUGGCUAGCACUGGUAAUAUUGAGACAUUUGGGCUCAGCAACGUUUGGCCUGAACUCUUGCGGCAUGAAGCCCAUGGAGGUCUUCAUGAAGCUGUGGGCCCUGCCGUCAAGCUCAUGUUCAUUGUGAGUGUUGGCAUACCUGUUGGUGUCCUUUGUGCAUUGAUCUCCUUAUCAAAUGCAGCAUCCCAUAAGAUUUACAUCAUGAUUGCUGGAUUCUUGGGCUGUGUUGGACUGACCUGUAUCCUUGUCUUCGAGCACUCGAGCGCCUUGCUUUUGACUUCCAUGCUCAUUACGCAUAUGUCUGGGACCUUGGAAUACUCGGUGGCGAUGAUUUGGUGCGAAGAGUCCUUUCCGACAAAGGUCCGUGCGUCGGCCACGGGCGUCGUGAUUUUCUUUGGCACUCUGUGGUCCGUCACUUCUCCUUUGCUCCUCACAGCAGUCGGUGAGAAGGGUUUCAUUCUCAUCGCUGGCGUUGCCUUUGCCAUGGCUCCUUUAGCAGCGUUGCCGCUCCAAGAGACACAUGGUGCAGAGCUGCAAGAUUUCGCGGACGAGGAGGACGAAGAGGAGGACGAGGAGGAGGACGAGAUCGAGGAAGAGGACGAGGACGAAAUCGAGAGCAGUGCACCACGACGCGACGGAAUUCAGCUCUCUUGGGCCUUCUCCAACGGGACGAUUGGCGCUGCCAUGGAGCUCUCAAUGAUUGCCGGGCUGCUGGGCGCUGUACCCGGCGUAUCGUUCACAUCUUUUUAUUCGUCCAUGGGUUUUAUCAUUCACCAAAGCAAGGACCGGAGUUUCUUCACCAAGGAGAUGCUCCUUGGGAAUGGCAUCGCAGUGGCUACACAUCUCUUCUUGCGCAGAGAGGAGGUCGAGGUCGAGAUCUCGGUCCCGUUUCAGAAACGACUCGUUUCCAUCUUCCGUCGAUUGGUCCUCUCGUCUUUGUUCUUGGCAGUGGUGAAUUUCUUCAUGGCCUUCUGCGAGAGUGAAAUGAGCAUGUUGACCUUGGGCUCUGUGCAGAGCUUUUUCAAUGCCAUCCUCUUGAAUACCAGCCACGCACUAACGAAGCCACUGAACCGCAAUGGCUCGGUACAGUUGGGUUUUCUCUCGGGGGCUCUACUUCCCAUUUUGACCAUCCCAUUUACGGGCUUUGGACCUAAGAGCUCCUUGCUCAGUCGCCUCGCCUUUUACUUGGUGCCCUCGAGUUUCUGCUUUCUCAUUGGGCUACUCAUUUGGGCAUACCAUCGCCGAGUUGCAAUGCACUUGGAGACAGCUCAAACGGAUGAUGCUGAUGCAGAUGCACCUCGAAACAUUGCAGAUUUGGCCGAAGCUUACAAGAAUUUCAAAGUGCGCAGAAACACUACAGGUCAGGCCGAUCAGAUGCAGACAAAGCACUUCUUUCUCGCCUUCCCUGCUGUCCUUUGCUAUCAAAUGUUUAGCUACUUCUUUGCAGGGCUCUUUCCAGUCCUGGCAGAUGAAACUGGCACAAAAACGUCUCCUUUAAGUCUUUAUUUGCUGAUGAUCUGUGGAGACAUGCUGGGCAGCUUCAUCGCUUUCAUUUGGACCAGCUUUUGUGAACCCAUGGAACUCGCAGCAGCUGGAGCAGCUGGAGGAGGAGCCCUACAAAUUUGCUUCAUGGCCCUUUUCCUCUUGAGCCUUCUCAGUACGACCACGGCACUCUUCCCUUCCGUCUGUGCAACACACACCACUUCGGUCCCACUUGGGCACUCGGUGGAGCCUUCGGUGAUCUUUCUGGUGUUCUUCUUUGGGAGUUUUUCCAAAGCUGGGCUCGAAGCGCUUUGCCCGCCGGUGCUUCGAGCGCGCUUGGCGGGUGUCCUCAUCGGCCUCACUGCUGUUCUCCUUUGUUAUGAGAUUGGAACCUUCUCGAAAACCACCGAGAAGGGACGCUACUAG